This is a messenger RNA of Durusdinium trenchii, 2423 nucleotides long. The record is from the annotation of a GenBank genome assembly. Lineage: Eukaryota; Dinophyceae; Suessiales; Symbiodiniaceae.
GCCAACAACACAUUCAUCAUCCGCCUCACCAUGGGCAGUUGUCCUUCCAAUCCCACAACAUGUCGUGCCCUUGCCAUUUUGACCCAAGGCCGACCGGCUGUGCACAUCCCAGAUCCGGAAUGCCGCGGGAUUCUUCUUUCACAGCUGGAAGAUCUAGUGGAGGUUCUGUACAGCAGCUUCGAACCCGCAGAUGAAGUGAACCUCUAUGAACUCUGCGAGUGUUUGAUCAAGCCUUUAACAGUCCCAGCAAGGUGCAGUUAUGUGGAACGGAUCGCGGAAUCCAUUCAUUUGCAGAUGCCCUCCUUCUUUGUGAGCCACUGGUGGGGUGAGUCUGUGGUUGCAUCCGUGAAAUGCAUCCAAAAACAUGCAUUUUUAAGAGGACGUUCCAAAGCGGAUGCCUAUUGGAUCUGUGCCUAUGCAAACAAUCAACAUGAUCCUUCAGCUGAGAUUGGUGAUAGCCCCAGCAAGUCCCCAUUCUUCAAGGCUAUGCAAUUGUCCGAAGGUGUAUUGUUGAUCUUGGACCAACAUGCAACCCCUUUCAAAAGGAUGUGGUGUUGUUACGAGGAGAGUGUCGUGGUGUCUGAAGGCCAUCGCUUGCUCCUGGACAUUGCAUGUGCUUGGCAGGGUGAGGCCGAGUUGUUGACCGAUGGCCUCACCGCCAACGAGGAACGCAUGGAGCAACAGCACCGCCAGGUCGUGCACAAUGUCGGUGGCUGGGCAGCUAAGGGCCAGCGGGAGGCCAACUUCCCUGUCGAGCUCAUUCAGGAAGGUCUUCGGAUCUGCAUCUCUCAAGCAUCAGCCAGUCGGGAAGAGGACCGGCGACGGAUUCUGAAUUCUAUUGCUGGCCAGCCAGACCUGGACUCGAUUCCGGACCUGGAGCAUCCGGCGUAUUCACAGGUGGACGAACGCUUGCAUUCGAUCUUCGCCCUCGCCGCCUGGCGCCGUGCCCUGGACACUCCGCUGGGCCCGGCCGUGGGCGCCGCCCUGCGCAGCGACCGCGGCAGGCGCCGGUUGACGCUGCACUUCUCGGGGUUGCAGGGCUUUAUGGACCGACACUUGGAGCAGAUGGCCAGCUGCCUGCCCAGUGGCUUGGAGCAUGUGAGGCUGCAUUUUGAGGAAUGCCCACUGACAGACUUGGCACCCUUGUGGCAAAACUUGCAGAGGCUUGAGAGCUGCGCUCACUUGGACUUGAACUUCGCCUUUUGCAAAGAGCUCCGCUCCUUGCGGGGCUUCGCAGACACAUUGCAAGGCUUGAGACAGUUGAGAAGCCUGACGCUCCAGGUGGAAGGCUGCAACGUGGCAGCCCUCGACAUGAACCUGGCUUCGUCUCCACUGCGAGAGCUUCGUCUCUACGGUGGGCAGCUUCCGCUGGUUGGCCUCGGCCUGCUACAGGAGGGCUUGGGAAGCAGCUCCCUGGAACAUUUGACCUUUGAUUUCAGCAGCUGCCAUCAUCUUGAGUCAAUCGCUAUCUCGAACUGGCCCAGAAGCCUGCAUCAACUGGAGCUGUGCUUCCCAAGGUGCCCCCGUCUAGAAGUUCCUGCAUCCUUCUGGCAGACCUUCAUGGGCUUGCAAGACUUGCGGGAUCUGAAGCUGAACUUUGCUCACUGCCGGGGAGUGCUUGAUGGGGGCGCUCAGCUGCUAAAAGCUUUGAAAGCGCUGAGCAAGCUGGAACGUUUGAAGUUGAAUUUCUACUACUGCAGCAGUUUGUCACCUCAUCUUCAGUGGGCCUUUGAAGAUCUUGUUGCCUUGGAAAAGGCAGUGGCCAAAGGCCAUGCGCCGAGAUCUACAGUGGAUGCAGAGAGUCGAAGAAAAGUCUCGGAGCAAAGAAUGGCGCCUCUGCGAAGCGGGGGGGUUCCAGCUAAAGCGCAUUGGACAAAGCAGGACACGGCAGAUGCAUCUUCGAGCCUUUGAAUGAAUCUUGCGAACGAAGUGGAUGUCAUCAGGGGGUCUGUGCGGGAGUGUUGGGGACUCUCACAUCACCUGCUCGACCUUCUUGAGUAAAGCGCGUUGCUUUGAGCGUCUACGAGGGCUGGCUUUCCCUCACUCACUUCUCAGGUUUUUUAGUGUGGAGGCCAAUCAAAGGAAGGAAAGCAUAAAACAUGGCAAGGCGGCGAUGUGGUUGUUUUUGCGGGAAUUCGGAUUGUCAUGCCCGCCCACCUGUCACAGGGUUGCCCUAAUUUUACGCUUAGAUUGAUGAAAAAAUUGUCCCUGUGAAGGUGGUCAUGGGAUCCCCCAUCGCCGUGGCCUUGCUGGCAUCUUCGAAGCUGUGGAAGGAGAGGAUGAAGACAGAGACAAGGAGACGGAGGAGUCGGGCGAUGAGACCGAGGAGUUGGCCGCAAGAUCUGCGCAGAGACUGCCAUUGCCCAAUGCGAGAGAGAUGAAAGCCUUUUUUGGGAAUUGUGGACGUGGGACCGAUGAAGAGG